AUGGAGGGGCGGGUCCCGGCCGCCUCCGCCGACCCUGACACAACCAAUGACGACCCUCCAUUGUCACCACCCCGCCGUCCUGAGACCUAUGUAAUCCAAAUCCCCAAGGACCAAAUUUACCGCGUACCACCACCCGAGAAUGCCCUAAUUGCCGAGCGCUUCCGUAAUCCAGAAACCAAAGGCAGGAACCCUAGUUUGCCUCGCUCGUUAUUGUGCGUGGGAAUAAUCCUUUUCGCUCUUUGCCUCAUAUUUAUUGGGAUAACCCUUUCCACCUUGUUCUUCGCUUUAAGCCCGGAAGCCCCUACGAUCUCUAUCUUGCAUGUCGUAGUUACGAACCCAAAACAUUACGACAUUUAUUUGAAAACCAAUAACGCGAAUUCGAGAACCGGCAUUUACUAUGAAAAAGGUGGGAGCGCCACCCUAUUGUUCGGAGAAAAGAACGUCGGCGAGGGCGAAUUUCCAAUGUUGUAUCAACAAGAAAGUAGCUUUGCCACUGUACAACUCGUCAUAGAUGGAAAUAAAUCGUUGCCUCGUGAAAUGGAGAAGAGUAUUAACGAAACUAAGUCCGAUUUACCGGUUCCGUUGGCUCUUAAAAUGGAGGUUCCGGUUACGAUGAAUCUAGGGUUUCUGAAGAUUUGGAAGAAUGAGAUUUUGGUUGAUUGCAAAUUUAAGCUCAGUGCAUUGCGGACUAAUGGCGGUUUCCAGCUUCUCUCGCAAGAAUGUGAGACUACGUUCGAGCCCUGA
Messenger RNA from Morus notabilis, 744 nucleotides. RefSeq names its product NDR1/HIN1-like protein 13. Gene Ontology annotation, cellular component: plasma membrane. The transcript has a single exon. NCBI's taxonomy places the organism in Eukaryota, Viridiplantae, Streptophyta, Magnoliopsida, Rosales, Moraceae. Bases 1 to 744 code for a protein of 247 amino acids. The record is from RefSeq and is a predicted model, not a curated record.